CCUAAAUCCCUAUCCCUGUUAACGCUACCACCCUCCCGGCGAAGCCUAAAUAUCCGUGGAAGUAACGCGACACCGGCGAAGGAAGUGAGGGACAUGGAGGAGGCGUUCCGUGCACAGUUCCCCCUUUCCUUCGGGAAGCCGUUCAAGCCCCAGGCCAAUUCUUCCUCCGCUCACUCUGCUACCCUACGCAUCUCCUCCUCCACCUCCUCUAACCCUAACCCGGAAGAGGAUGAAGGUACCGUGAUAGGUCCUCCACCUCCACCUCCACCGGCGCCUGUGGAGUCCCAGGAGGGGCAGGUGGAGUCCCAGGAGGGGCACGACGGGUUGAUGGUUGGGCCCCCACGGCCCCCGCCGCCUUCUGAGGAAAUUGGUUCAGAUUCUGACUCAGAUUCAUCAGAAUUCGAUAGAGAUGUAAACGAUCUACCUCGGAUUCCCCUCAGUAACGAGAUUAUGCUCAAAGGGCAUACCAAGGUUAUCUCAGCUCUUGCUGUUGAUCAUUCAGGAUCAAGGGUCCUUUCUGGCAGUUAUGAUUACACUGUUCGCAUGUAUGACUUUCAAGGAAUGAAUUCCAAGUUGCAGUCUUUUAGACAGCUGGAGCCAUUUGAAGGACACCAAGUCAGAAGUUUAAGUUGGAGUCCUACCUCAGAUCGGUUUUUGUGUGUAACAGGUUCUGCACAAGCCAAGAUAUAUGAUCGAGAUGGGCUUACCUUGGGUGAAUUCAUAAAAGGAGAUAUGUACAUUCGUGAUUUAAAGAAUACCAAGGGGCAUAUAUCAGGGUUAACUGGUGGAGAAUGGAAUCCUAAAUCAAAGGAGACAAUUUUAACUUCUUCCGAAGAUGGAUCCUUGCGUAUUUGGGAUGUUGCUGAAUUCUCAAGUCAAAAACAGGUGAUAAAACCUAAACUUGUUAGACCACUGAGAAUCCCGGUAACUGCUUGUGCUUGGGACCAUGAUGGCAAACGCAUUGUUGGUGGCAUUGGAGAUGGCUCCAUACAGAUAUGGAACAUAAAGCCGGGAUGGGGAAGCAGACCUGAUAUUUAUGUUGAGAAUGCUCAUGCAGAUGAUAUUACUGGGCUCAAGUUUUCUGCAGAUGGCCAGGUCCUUCUAUCAAGGAGUACAGACAGUACAUUGAAGGUCUGGGAUCUGAGGAAAAUAAAAACACCACUUGCAGUAUUUGCAGAUCUUCCAAAUAAUUAUGCUCAGACAAAUGCUGCAUUCAGUCCGGAUGAGCAGUUGAUUUUGACUGGGACAUCAGUCGAAAAGGAGGGCACAACUGGAGGUUUACUUUGCUUUUAUGACCGUAUAAAACUUGAACUUGUUUCAAGAGUAGGAAUAUCACCGACAUACAGUGUUGUCUGUUGUACUUGGCAUCCAAAGAUCAAUCAGGUAUUUGCGACAGUGGGAGACAAGAAAGUGGGUGAGACUCAUAUACUCUAUGAUCCUUCCAUUAGUCAGAGAGGUGCACUUGUAUGUGUUGGACGAGCUUCAAGGAAAAAAUCUGUUGAUGACUAUGAGCUGCAGCCGGUUAUUCAUAAUCCACAUGCAUUGCCGCUAUUUAGAGAUGCUCCGAGCCGCAAACGACAAAGAGAAAAGGCACUGAAAGAUCCAUUCAAGUCCCACAAGCCAGAAUGUCCUGUCAAUGGUCCAGGCUUUGGUGGAAGAGUCGGAACAACUAAAGGCAGUUUGUUGACUCAGUAUCUUAUGAAGCAAGGUGGCUUAAUUAAAGAAACCUGGAUGGAUGAGGAUCCAAGAGAAGCUAUACUUAAAUAUGCUGAUGCUGCCGCAAAAGAUCCUCAAUUUAUUGCUCCUGCAUAUGCAGAAACUCAGCCGGAGCCUGUUUUUGCAAAGUCUGAUUCAGAGGAGGAAGACAAAUAAGAGCUUCACUGUGAAAGUUUCCACUCUUGCCAUGUCGAAAAGGGCCAAGCUUUGCCUUAUCCGUUAAUAUUAUAAUUUCUGAUCCAUCGACCUCCCAUCUUGAGUUUGAAUCAUGAGUUCUUUUAUUUGAUGAUGGUCCUUGGAGAUAUAAAUACAAGAUGCUAAUGUUUGAGUCUAACAGUUUGUAUUUCUGAGCUGUUUCUUGGUCAAUGUAUUGUAACAAUAGAUCUGAAUGUUUUAGAGCAUGACAUUGCAGCCUGACUCUCCUAUAGUGUGUUAAACAUGAGUGAGGUUACACGAUAAAUACAGUUUUGUUCUUUCUUA
Zingiber officinale is the source of this 2196-nucleotide messenger RNA. Its product is annotated as WD repeat-containing protein 70-like. The transcript is spliced from 9 exons. Gene Ontology annotation, biological process: regulation of DNA double-strand break processing. Gene Ontology annotation, cellular component: site of double-strand break; nucleus. Bases 94 to 1872 code for a protein of 592 amino acids. Lineage: Eukaryota; Viridiplantae; Streptophyta; Magnoliopsida; Zingiberales; Zingiberaceae. Gene Ontology annotation, molecular function: protein binding. The record is from RefSeq and is a predicted model, not a curated record.